UGGAAAGCCAUGGCGUCCUCUCCCGGUCCUGCCGGCGUUGGAGGCGCCGGAACGUUCCUUGGCUCUGGCCCGUUGGGCUUCGCCUUCGACUCAGGACUGGACAUCAAAACUCGCUCGGUGGAGCAAACCCUGCUCCCGCUGGUUUCUCAGAUCACCACACUAAUUAAUCAUAAAGAUAAUACCAAAAAAUCUGAAAAAACCCUGCAAGCAAUUCAGCGUGUGGGGCAAGCCGUCAACUUGGCAGUUGGAAGAUUUGUUAAAGUAGGGGAAGCUAUUGCCAAUGAAAACUGGGAUCUGAAAGAAGAAAUAAGUAUUGCCUGCAUCGAAGCUAAGCAAGCAGGUGAGACAAUCGCAGCUCUUACAGAUGUAACCAGCUUGAAUCAUCCAGAACCUGAUGGCCAGAUCACAGUUUUUACCGACAAGACGGGAGUCAUAAAGGCCGCACGAUUGCUCCUCUCUUCAGUGACAAAAGUACUGUUGCUGGCAGACCGUGUAGUUAUUAAGCAGAUAAUAGCGUCAAGAAAUAAGGAUUUGAAAGAUGAAAAGAAAAAGGCAAAAAUGGCAGCAGCAAGGGCAGUUCUCGAAAAAUGUACAAUGAUGCUUCUCACAGCGUCCAAGACAUGCCUCAGGCAUCCUACCUGUGAAUCUGCCCAUAAAAACAAAGAAGGCGUGUUCAACCGAAUGAAAGUGGCCUUGGAUAAGGUCAUUGACAUUGUGACCGACUGUAAACCAAAUGGAGAGAAUGACAUUUCAUCUGCCAGUAUUUGUACCGGAAUUAAAGAAUUCAAGAAUCUCUUCCUGAGGGAAAAGGCGACAGAGACCUGCUAUUCUCUUAGACUUUUCAUUGCUGAAAGGAACCUUAGAGAUUAUUUUUCUAAUUCUCUCCUUUUAUUAUAA
Molecule: messenger RNA, 897 nt
Organism: Echinops telfairi (small Madagascar hedgehog)
Lineage: Eukaryota; Metazoa; Chordata; Mammalia; Afrosoricida; Tenrecidae
Product: alpha-catulin-like
Exons: 2
Coding region: 10-897 (295 amino acids)
Biological process (GO): Rho protein signal transduction; cell adhesion
Molecular function (GO): cadherin binding; actin filament binding
Source: RefSeq, a predicted model, not a curated record